AGCCUUCACAUACUUUCUGUCAUUUCUUUGGUGUGGUUAUUCGAUUCGCGGUGCGGUGUAAUGCGGCACACCCCAUUUAUUUCUCGAUUGAUUAUAUUUUAAGGCACUGUGGAUAAGAUAAAUAAUCCAAUAUAAUAUUUUUUAACAAUGGCUCAGGCGGGUAUUGAAAAGUUAUCCUUAAAGGAGAUUUUCACGUCGGAUAAGAGAGGUAAUGAUGAAACUGGAGAUGGUACCGAGAAGAAGCCGUUUAAAACGAUCCUUCAGGCUAUGCGUAAAGCGGGAAAGGAGCCUUUUCCAACGAUCUACGUAGACUCAAAAGAGGAAGGAAAAAUUUACGAUGUAGCUGCCAAGUCCCAGCUUAAGAAAAUUCAGAAGAUCUGGGUAAGAGAAGCCCACAAGGCAGCGGAUAAGGCUAAGUUUGAGGAGGAAACCAAUGAGAAGAGAGUGCAGAAUAUGGAAGAAGCUAAAAAAAUUGUCAUUAAGAACGACCCGAACUUGCCGAAAGCGACAACUGUAAAGAUUUAUGAGACUCCGGAGCAUCGCGGGAAGCGUAUCUGUGUCCGUGGCUGGGUGCACCGGUUACGAAGACAAGGCAAAGCCCUGACAUUCCUCACGCUCCGUGACGGUACAGGCUACUUGCAGUGUGUGCUACAUGGCCUACUCUGCCAGACCUACAAUGCUUUGGUGUUGUCAACUGAGUCUUCAGUCAUUAUCUAUGGCUCAUUGGAGGUUCUGCCUGAGGGAAAAUCGGCUCCGGGCGGACAUGAGUUGACAGCUGACUACUGGGAGUUGGUGGGCCUAGCGCCUCCAGGCGGAGCUGAUGCCAUCCUCAAUGAAGAGGCCCUUGUUGAUGUGCAGCUUGAUAACAGGCACAUAAUGAUCCGCGGUGAAAACACAUCGAAGAUCCUCCACGCCCGCGCAGCUGUCACACGGGCCUUCCGCGACCAUUUCUACGCGCGCCACUACACGGAGGUCACACCGCCGACGCUGGUGCAGACCCAGUGUGAGGGAGGCAGCACGCUGUUCAAGUUCAGCUAUUUCGGCGAGGAAGCCUACUUGACUCAGAGCUCGCAACUGUACCUAGAAACUUGCCUGCCUGCGUUAGGAGAUGUGUACUGCAUCGCGCAGUCUUACCGCGCAGAGCAGUCUCGCACUAGACGCCAUCUUGCUGAAUACAGCCACGUAGAAGCGGAAUGUCCGUUCAUCACAUUCGAAGACUUGUUGGAUCGUCUGGAGGACUUGGUGGUCGAUGUAGUCGACCGUGUGCUUGCCUCGCCCGACGCGCAUCUCAUCCACGACCUCAACCCCAACUUCAAGAGGCCCCAGAGGCCGUUCAAGAGGAUGGCGUACACCGAGGCGCUGGAGUACCUCAAGGAGCACAACAUCACUAAGGACGAUGGAUCCUUCUACGAGUUCGGAGACGACAUCCCCGAGCAGCCUGAGCGCAAGAUGACCGACGCGAUCGGCGUCCCCAUACUGCUGCACGGCUUCCCCGCCGAGAUCAAGUCCUUCUACAUGCAGCGCUGCCACCACGACCCGCGCCUCACCGAGUCCGUGGACGUGCUCAUGCCGGGGGUGGGGGAGAUCGUCGGCGGCUCCAUGAGGUCCUGGGACUACGACCAGCUCAUGGAAGGCUACGCGCGCGAGGGCAUCGACCCCUCCCCGUACUACUGGUACACGGACCAGCGCAAGUUCGGCUCCACCCCGCACGGGGGCUACGGGCUGGGCCUGGAGCGCUUCCUGUGCUGGCUGCUGGCGCGCCACCACAUCCGCGAGGUCUGCCUCUACCCGCGCUUCCUAGAGCGCUGCACUCCCUAGGUACGACUACCUACCGCUAUAUGAGUAAGGCUUAGAACGCACUACGGUUUUUUUCUUGCGGUUUCAGUCUUUUAAGUGCGUGCCGUACGUUUUUUGCGGUUGCGGAACCGCUUUUAAAAAAACCGCGGGGCGUUCUAAGCAGGUCACCUAUAGUUCGUUUUUUUUUGCAUUAGAAAGAAGGUAAAUCUUGACGCGUCUCACCGGAAGGUCAGCGCUGGAAGUCGCCAGCAACAUGCUGAGGUGAGACCAUUUUCUCUUUUUUGUAUAAUUUUCUAUUUUUGUGGACGUGUCUAACGAAUAAAUUAUUUCUAUUUCUUUUUAUUAAAAAUCACUUGAAAAUAAGUUACAGCAAAUAUGUUACAAUGAGGGCUAUCGUUUUUUUGCUCACCAGUUGGCGCCUCUGUUGAUGGUGGUCCAAAAGACUAAAGAACAGCUGUCAGUCAUUGAAGUGACAAGUGACAUUUGACAUUUCGAACUAUGGAAAAGACCACCACCUACACUAGCGCCCCUAGCGGCGAAUUCAUACGCGUUAGCCCUCAUUAUAAAUCAUAUACGAUCUUUUACAUUGUUUUGCUCAUAAGUAAUAUAAACUAAUUUUUUUAAAGCGUUUUUCAAUAAAAAGACACGUCAAGAUAGUUUAUCUUUUUUCUAAUGCUAAAAAAAUAACUAUAGUAUAAGUGCCAGUUGCACCAUCCGCACUUGACAGACUGAUCAACGUCACCCGGCGCGCCGCGGUUUACUAUGAAACUUUACAAUAAAAUUUUGCGAACUCUUUAACUAUGACAAACAGUUUGGUGCAACCGACCUAACUCUGCGCCGAUCUUACAGUGAUACCUAUAUGUCAUAUUUUCAUAGGACAUUUUAUAGUAACACAUACACACUGACACAUACAUUACUAUAUCUAUUUAUAACCUUAAAACACAAAAUCUCGCAAAAUUUGUCACCGUACCCAAGCUGUGUGAAAAUACUGUAAAUCAGUGCAGAGUUAGCUUAGACUGACUACACGCGUUCUAGUAUCAAUCUUCAUUAGGGACGUCACACUGCCACGCAUGCGGCGUGAAGUGUCUUAUGUUAUGAAGAUUCAUACAUUACAACGCGCACAUAGAUGGCGUUGAUAUAGGAUAAAUUAUCUCAGAUGAUUUUUUCGGACUCGGGCCCUAAUCUGUUAAACAAAAGGUAUUGUUUCCUUUAUGCAGUGGUUACACUGCUUACUGCUAAUAGCCCCGUCAUAAGUAACGGGAACAAGCCAAAGCAAAUUUACCGUCCUAUUUAUAUGGUUCAAAUUCAUAAAACAGCCCAUUCGGAGAUAACACGUUUUGUUAUCUCCAAAGAAAAUAACCUGAUUGUUCUCUAUGAGCUGUCACAUUAAUUUGAACCUUAAUACUAUCACGAUAGGUGUUUUGUAAGCGACAUGGUUGCUUUGGCACGUACUGAAGACCGCUCUUAAAAGAAACAUAGGCUAUUGUAUAACAAACCCGAAAAAAUCAUCUGAGAUAAUUCAUAUUAUACCUAAGCGUCAGGCGGGCGCCUCAGGCGUCGGCAUUAAUUGUAAAAAGUCCACUAAAGUGAUCAUACUCGUAUAUAAAUAAACCUUUUUUCAUUGAAAUACAUUUAAUAUGCGAUUAAGAUGGACACACUUCUUUGCAAUGGACUCAGUCUCAAUAGACUAACAGAUCCAAAAAAAAUCGUGUGGUUCAUUUUAAUAAUCGCUUCGCUCAUUUCUUCGAGCUGGUUAUGCGAAAUGAGACCUUAAAUCGUCUAAAUAAGGUUUAUAAACGGUUACUUCAGUGUGCUCAUUAAACCUGCAAUAGCCAGUGUUAUGUUAUGUUACUUAUGUUAAUUCAAUUGUUCCAGGUUUUGCAUUUGGUCAUAAAUAUUGUUUAUAAAUAAAUGUUUAUUUUCCACUUUUCUACCGUUGCUAUUUAGUUCUAGAGUCAAAAGGUAGGUAAAUCUAAUAAUAUGACGCAAAACAUUUUUUGAAAUAUGAACCCUAAUGUAAAUACUAUAGAGUUCUUAUUUCAAAGUCAACUUCAUUGAUGAAGUUAAGCAAUUCAUGGCAUUUCUUGUGUUGAUUUAAGACUAAGUAAGCAUUUUUGUUUUAUGAUUGUGAUAGGUAUUAGAAAUAAUAUCUAGAAGUGUUUUAUGAAGAGUUUGAUAAUAACGGAAAUACAGCUUGUUU
Messenger RNA from Cydia strobilella, 3997 nucleotides. It is a transcript of the gene AsnRS, whose product is annotated as asparagine--tRNA ligase, cytoplasmic. The transcript is spliced from 10 exons. Gene Ontology annotation, biological process: asparaginyl-tRNA aminoacylation. Bases 148 to 1818 code for a protein of 556 amino acids. Gene Ontology annotation, cellular component: cytoplasm. The record is from RefSeq and is a predicted model, not a curated record. NCBI's taxonomy places the organism in Eukaryota, Metazoa, Arthropoda, Insecta, Lepidoptera, Tortricidae. Gene Ontology annotation, molecular function: asparagine-tRNA ligase activity; ATP binding; nucleic acid binding.